This is a messenger RNA of Rhipicephalus sanguineus (brown dog tick), 390 nucleotides long. RefSeq names its product exosome complex component CSL4-like. The coding region runs from base 1 to 369 and encodes 122 amino acids. Gene Ontology annotation, molecular function: RNA binding. Gene Ontology annotation, biological process: RNA processing. The transcript has 5 exons. Lineage: Eukaryota; Metazoa; Arthropoda; Arachnida; Ixodida; Ixodidae. Gene Ontology annotation, cellular component: nuclear exosome (RNase complex); cytoplasm. The record is from RefSeq and is a predicted model, not a curated record.
AUGUCACAGUCAAAAUCACAGGUGUCACACACCAGAUUCUGUAAAUGCUCUAUUAUAGCCAUUGAAGACUGUGAGCUCUGUGAACCUUUCAGAGGUAUUAUUCGAAAGGAAGAUGUUCGAGAAUUUGAAAAAGACACGGUCGAGAUACACAAAUGUUUUCGGACAGGAGACAUUGUCCUGGCCAGAGUAAUAUCUCUUGGCGAUGCACUUUCUUACUACUUGUCGACUGCCGAGAAUAAGCUUGGAGUUGUCGUGGCUUUGGGCCCCUUGGGUGUUCCAAUGGUGCCCGUCAGCUGGACAGCCAUGCAGUGCCCAGUGUCUAGUGUCAAAGAACUGAGAAAAGUGGCCAAGUUGGCUCCAGCCACUUAGGCUGAAGGGAGCUUAUCUUUG